Messenger RNA from Podospora bellae-mahoneyi, 1938 nucleotides. It is a transcript of the gene SGT1, whose product is annotated as Cochaperone protein. Bases 282 to 1688 code for a protein of 468 amino acids. The transcript is spliced from 2 exons. The record is from RefSeq and is a predicted model, not a curated record. Lineage: Eukaryota; Fungi; Ascomycota; Sordariomycetes; Sordariales; Podosporaceae. Gene Ontology annotation, molecular function: protein-folding chaperone binding.
CUUCCCCUGGUCAGCAGCUCUCUUGGGCUGCUUCUUUACAAUUCGACAAGUAUCUUUGGGCCAACCAGCUUUACACUUCUCAUUCAGAAGUUCCAGCUUCACUUUUUCUGUCACUUACAAAGAUCCCUUCAACUACUUGUCUAUAACAACCUAUCUCCGCCUCCGUUGAUAUCUUCCCAUCCAUCCAUCACCUUCUCUCCAGCUGCCAUCAUCGCCAAGACGAACUAGAUAGGUACCUACCCGAUCGACCCGUUCCGACCUCCCGGCAACUUCUCACCAGGAUGGCGGCUACAUCGUACGCCUACCGUGGCCUCGAGGCCGUCGAAAAGAAAGAUUGGGCCGCUGCCGUUCCCCUUCUCGACAAGGCGCUGGAGGGUUCAAACUCCCCUCUUUGGCUGUUGGCCCGCUCGCACGCCCACCUCGAACUUAAGAACUAUGAAGAUGCCCUCCGCGAUGCCGAACUUGCGUACCACGUUGCUGCCGAGAGGGGAUCUGGGAGAAAGCAAAUGAUCGACGCCCAGUAUCGCCGUGCUACCAUUUAUCACAGACUCAAGCAGUAUGCCGACUCGGACUGCUGUGCCAAAUGGAGCAUGCUCUUGGCAGAGGGUCGCCCAGCUCGUGAGGAUGACGGGGUUGAGAAGAACGUUGAUGCCGACGGGUACUACACGGUUACAUACGAGGAUGCGGUUGCCGAUAACGCGAACCAGCCGGAUUACUCUAUGAGGGAGAGCUUGAAAGAUCCAGGCGUGAAAGACCCAAAUGCAAAGACGAUCAAGACUGGGUUUGAGUCACAGUGGAAACGAGCGUAUACGUGGAGAACUGUCGUUUUGGGAAUCCUGAAGAGGCUGCCGAAAAAUGACCCAGGGCGCAAAGUCCAUGUUUCCAAGAUACCACCAAAGCCAGAGCUGAAGAAGGUCGAGAAGAAGGCCGAGCCUCUGGUUGUGGAGCUGGACAGCGAGGAUGAAAAGCCGGUUGCGAAGCCCAGCGAGCCUGCGCCGGGAAGUGUACCCGAUGAGAAGCUCAAGCUUCGUACCGACUUUUACCAGUCCAACCAAAAUGUAACAGUUUCACUGUUUGUCAAGGGUACGAAGAAGGAAGAGCUUAACGUCAAGUUCUCGAAGCACCAGGUUCAAAUAUCACCAAUUGCUCGCGCCGCGGCCCCAUACGUAAAGCCUGGCGACCGCGAGGCUUCCUCGACCUUGCACCUGAGCGGCGAGAUCAAUCCCGCUGGUUCUCGUUGGACCGCCACCCCAUCGAAGAUUGAGCUCGUUUUGCAGAAAGCUACGCCAGGGAAGUGGGGCUCGUGGGGCAAGGAGGAAAUCGGCAUCGUAGAGAAUGCGGAUCAAGAAGAGGAUAUUGAAGAGGUCACCCCUUCUUCAUCCAACCAGGCUUCGGCUCCUGCUGUCAAGCCUGCCGCUGCUCCAGCCUACCCCACCAGCAGCCGGACCGGACCUAAGAACUGGGACAAGCUGGAGGAGCUGGAAGGGGUCGAGGACACUGAGAGCGAUGUCAAUGCCUUCUUCAAGAAGCUUUACAAGGACGCCUCCCCUGAGCAGCAACGCGCCAUGAUGAAGAGUUUUACUGAGAGUAAUGGGACAGCUCUCAGCACGGACUGGAGCGAUGUGAAGGGGAGGAAGGUGGAGACGGUGCCGCCUGAGGGUGUCGAGGUCAAGAAGUGGAAUAGUUGAAGGUGGUCCCGAGGUUGGGAUUUAUUCUCUUGAGAAGUGGGACCGGUUGCAUGGUUAAUGGCAGUGAUAGCGACGUGAACUUUUGUAUCAUGCUUUAUUAGAGUGGUGGAUAGGGGAUGAUGGCGUUGUGUUAGGCGCUGGCGUUGGAGUGUUUACAAAAGCGAAGCAAACUGGGCCGGUAGUAAUGAGGAAUAUUUUUACUUUGAUCGUGCGAUGUGAAGGGACGGUUCAGAAAUGAGACAAGUCGGUC